Messenger RNA from Psylliodes chrysocephalus, 1810 nucleotides. NCBI's taxonomy places the organism in Eukaryota, Metazoa, Arthropoda, Insecta, Coleoptera, Chrysomelidae. The record is from the annotation of a GenBank genome assembly.
AUCUAGAUAUGCCGCCUCGUCUCUUUAUCUUUUCCAUCAUCAUAUUGUUCCAUUCGUAUUAUUUGUUAUUCUAUUUCAUGUUUUGUAUGCUACUGAUUACUCGGAACCUUCUUGGGCACCGAAACAUCGUCGGCCCGACUUCAAAGUGUCCAGAGGGUCUGUCAUCGUCACCAGCUUCAUGGGUGGUAGGAGCCGACAGGAUACCAACGUGGCGGUAUUAACGCUUUGUCAUGCUACGGCUUUACGGGUUAAGAGACGAAAGGAAAUCACAGAGCGCAAGCGCGCUACCAAUCGCUGACACUCUCGGCUCCGUUUUCAACCUGGCUUCAUAACGAAGUGAGACGUUGAAAGUGAUUGAACUUGUGUGUUGGUCCGUUUUUAUUUUGAUAAUAUAUUAUAGUGAAUAUUUGGUAUUUUGUGCGUUCGUGGACUGUUUUAGUUAGGGCAAAUGGUCGUGUUGGACGGUGGCAGUAUGCUCUCUUCAACGGGCAAUCAAUAUUUACAACCGGAUUACCUUUCACCUCUUCCUACCACUUUGGACGCAAAAAAGAGCCCUUUAGCCCUCCUGGCGCAGACCUGCAGCCAAAUCGGAGCGGACACACCCUCAACGAAGGCUCUUCUAUCCCCCUUGGACAAAUCCAAAAAGUCCAACAGCGAAAACUCCCGUACACCUCCAGCGAAAGAUAAACCAGACAAAUCCUCGCCGAGGAUAACACCUAGCGAGCAAAAACUGGCCUUCAAACCUUACGAAAACAACGUCCUAACAAAAAAAGAAGAAAUUCGUCCGUGUUCGGAAAAUAGUAUACCUCACGACGAUAGAAAAUCAGACAGUCAUAGUACGGGUAGGAAAACGGCAUCGCCUUCAACUAACUUAUCAGCUACUCCAAAUCCGGAAACGGGAAAGACAUCACCGGAGCAAAAAUGCGGUACUCCAUCCGGUAGAAGUGCUAGCCCAAUUAUCAGAUCGGGACUCGAAAUCCUGCAAGGGCAUCCUAAAGACACUCCUCUCGGUACUUACAAACCCGGUUUAUCUUCGGGAUUAAGUGGAUUAAACAAUCAUUUAAGUGCGUUGUGUUGCCCUCCGGGCUUAGAACAGACCAAUCCGGCUUUUAGACCGCCUUUUCCCGGAGCUACGUUCAGCGCUCAACACGCAGCUAUGUUCGCGGCUGGUUAUCCCGGUACGACCCAAGGGCCGUAUCUAAGCUACGCUAGAGUUAAAACACCGUCAGGCGGUGAAGCCUUAGUGCCGGUGUGUAAAGAUCCCUACUGCACGGGAUGUCAAUUUAGUUUACAGAAUCAACAGUUACAACUUACUGGUCCUUGUCCGUCUGGUUGCACCCAAUGCGAUCAUCAGAAAUACAAUUUAGCAAUGGCGAUGAGUUUAGUACCACCUGGUCCGGUACCGUCGUUAGCGUAUUCAAAUUUAGGACGACCGUAUAUUUGCAAUUGGAUCGCUGGGGAUACUUAUUGUGGUAAACGGUUUACUACGUCUGAAGAACUUUUACAGCACCUCCGUACGCAUACGAACGGUACAGAUCCAGCUAUUUCUGCAGCUAGUUCCGCGUUGCUCAAUCACCAUUCGUUGUUUUCGACUGCUGGAUUACAUCGACCAGGAUAUCCGAAUCCUCCGUUGAGUCCUUUAUCUGCAGCAAGGUAUCAUCCUUAUGGCAAGCCUGCGUUAUCGGCUUCCUUGGCAGCUUCACCUUAUAGUGCGUUCAAUCCAACUAUGAGUCCUUAUUACUCGGCGUAUUCGAUGUAUGGACAAAGAUUAGGAGCUGCUGCUGUACACCAGUAGUAAAUCAGUCGUAUA